UAUCACAUUUUUGUGUCUCAGAAAACAGCAGAGCAAAAUCAUUAGUAAAACUAACAUGACGAAAUAAAGAAAGGAAAGAAAAGAAAACAAUAUUGGGAGACAAACAAUGAAGGAAUUCUACAAAUAUGAAGAUUUUCAGUUUUGUAUUCUUUGGGUUCGAAGUACACUGCUGGUGUUUUUUUGAAUGUUCGAUUCGAUUGCAGGAAAUAUUCAUACCAGGUGAGGAAAAGAUGGCGGAGUUCCUGCGUGAUCCUGAACGGUACUUCAGCCCGGACGGAUUUAACUCCUUCUACCUGAAGAACCUGCUGUUCUUUGACUUCGGGCAGGACAACGCUCUGGAGCCGGACAACCCGCGUGUAGAGGGCAGCAUCCGGGUCAUCGCUGAGCGCUUUCACCUCGUCAUGCUAACGGAACACUUUGAGGAAUCACUCAUCCUGCUCAAGGACGCUCUCUGCUGGGAGCUGGACGACCUCCUCUUCUUCAAGCUCAACUGCCGUAAGGAAUCCACCGUAUCUAAACUGACCCCCGAGCUGAGGGCGAAGGCCCUGCAGUGGAACGGCGCCGACUGGAAGCUUUACCGACAUUUUAACCUGACCUUUUGGGAGAAGGUGGAGGCUUAUGGAAGCAAGCGUAUGGCGGAGGUUGUUGUAGAGCUCAGGAGGAGGAACGCAGAACUGGCGCAGAUCUGCAUUGAGGGAGGUCACUCUGUCGAGGCUGGAAGUAUUCAGGAGGCGGCCAUGCAGCCGUGGCAGCCCAUCGGAGAGAAGUCGAUCGAAGGAUACAAUUUGAAAAGAAAUGUAGAUAAAGCCCAUCAGGAGUUGUGCCGAAAGAUGUUAACCCCAGAAAUUCAAUAUCUGGCAGACUUGGGGGCGAACCUGUGGCUCACUAAGCUGUGGGGACAUGUGAGGAGGAUCAUUAACUGGUGA
Messenger RNA from Sebastes umbrosus (honeycomb rockfish), 926 nucleotides. RefSeq names its product galactosylceramide sulfotransferase-like. The record is from RefSeq and is a predicted model, not a curated record. Lineage: Eukaryota; Metazoa; Chordata; Actinopteri; Perciformes; Sebastidae. Gene Ontology annotation, cellular component: membrane. The transcript has a single exon. Gene Ontology annotation, biological process: myelination; galactosylceramide biosynthetic process. The coding region runs from base 126 to 926 and encodes 266 amino acids. Gene Ontology annotation, molecular function: galactosylceramide sulfotransferase activity.